CCAAGUAUCGGCUCUUAGACCAAUGACACAUCGCUCCGAUAGAAGUGAAACCAGAGCCCAGUUCAGCUCAAACCCGUUUGAAACUCGGCAGAAGUUAAGUCUUUAGUGACACAUUUUACGCAUCUGCUGUUUUGUCACUUUAAUAAUGAGCGACAGCGAGAGAGAAUUCAGGGAUCAGGACUCACGGGCCGGCUCAAGGAGCGCUUCCCCUCGCGGCUCGGCAAAAUCCACCAGCCGUUCGCCGGCGCGCUCCAAAGGUAGCUCUCACCGGUCCAGGUCCAGAUCUCGUUCUCGGUCUAGAUCCAAGUCUAGGUCUCGGUCCCACCGAAGCUCCCGCAGGCACUACUCCCGUUCUCGUUCGCGCUCCCAUCACCACCGCUCCAGGAGCCGGUCUCGUAGCUCAGAGUACCACCAUCGUCGGAGCCACAGCCGCUCCCCCAUGUCAAACCGUCGCAGACAUAUUGGCAACAGGGCCAACCCGGACCCCAACAACUGUCUUGGCGUGUUUGGUCUGAGCCUGUACACAACCGAGAGGGACUUGAGGGAGGUGUUCUCAAAAUACGGCCCACUGAGUGACGUUAACAUUGUGUAUGACCAGCAGUCACGACGCUCGAGAGGGUUCGCCUUCGUCUACUUUGAAAACUGUGAAGACUCCAAGGAGGCCAAGGAACGCGCCAACGGAAUGGAGCUUGACGGACGAAGGAUCCGAGUGGAUUUCUCAAUUACCAAACGCGCCCACACUCCCACUCCAGGAAUCUACAUGGGCCGCCCCACAUAUGGCGGAGGUGGAGGUGGCGGCGGCGGCGGCAGCAGCAGCAGUAGUGGUGGGUCGUCACGUCGCGUCUCGAGGGACUACGACCGGAGCUACGACAGAGGCUAUGACAGAGGUUAUGAUCGUGACUAUGAUCGCUACGAUGACCGAGAGUACCGUUCAUACAGACGCAGAUCUCCGUCUCCUUACUAUAGCAGAGGGUACCGUUCUCGGUCUCGAUCGCGGUCCUACUCACCACGUCACUACUGAGCAGUGAAAGAAGAGUCUACAAUUGUGUUAUUGCGUGGAUGCUUGUCUGUUUUUAUGUUUACACCAUAUUAUGUACGUUUAAAGGAAUUCUUGAUCUUUGUUUUUCAAAAGUUUAACAGAAAUCCCUUAAUUGAAGUUUGUCUGAGCACUGCCACAUCAGCAGUGAAUUACUCACCAUCAGAUUUACAAGAAGGAAAAACAAAAGAGUCUUGCCACAAUUUCAAUGUGGCGGUGUGGGAAUGUUCAGAGCAAAGAAAGCGGAAUUGAAAACAACCAGUCAUGAAGUGGUAAUGAAAGAUGGGUCUUUUCUGUGUGAGUUUUACGGUUUCUCAUUUGUCUCUACUUAUUGAACCAUCAAGUUCCUAAUUUUAAAUGCCACGUUUCUUUUUGUUUCUGCCUCUUUUUUUCUUGUGAGAAGUACAUUUUUGAUGUCUGUAAAUAAGCAAUUGAAGAUUAUAUAUUAAAGUCUUGUUUAUUACCACUAUUGUA
This is a messenger RNA of Mugil cephalus (flathead mullet), 1510 nucleotides long. RefSeq names its product transformer-2 protein homolog alpha-like. The transcript is spliced from 8 exons. The record is from RefSeq and is a predicted model, not a curated record. Gene Ontology annotation, biological process: positive regulation of mRNA splicing, via spliceosome. Gene Ontology annotation, cellular component: spliceosomal complex. Gene Ontology annotation, molecular function: RNA binding. The coding region runs from base 146 to 1021 and encodes 291 amino acids. NCBI's taxonomy places the organism in Eukaryota, Metazoa, Chordata, Actinopteri, Mugiliformes, Mugilidae.